Messenger RNA from Ceutorhynchus assimilis (cabbage seed weevil), 4176 nucleotides. The record is from the annotation of a GenBank genome assembly. NCBI's taxonomy places the organism in Eukaryota, Metazoa, Arthropoda, Insecta, Coleoptera, Curculionidae.
UUGAUCUGUCAAAAUAGAAGAAAAAAACCACAUGGUUAGGGUUGGUAUUUAAACAUGGAUAUGGAAAAGCAGGCUGAAUCUGAAAUACCUGUAGAAACCGAAGAAAAACCCAAAAAGAAAUUAGUGAGAACCGUCUUGGAUAACUUUUCCAAGUUAUCCAAUCCCCACGAAAAUGUGAGAGUGAAAAGUGCAGCGAAUCUUCUCAAAUACCUCGUGGAAAACAGUGCAACAGAAGAAGGUUCAAAUGAGCUAAGUUAUGCUUUAAAAAGACUUGUGAGAGGUUUAGGUGCUUCUACGCCCAUUGCAAGGGCGGGUUAUUAUAGUUUAUUAGUAGCAAUACUACAAUCAAAACUCGAUGUUCAUCCAGAUAAAAUUUUGGAGAUUUCCAAGACAGAACUGCACAAAUCUGGAAAAAAUAGCGAUGGUGAAAAUGCUGAUAUUUACACAGGACAGAUUUUGGCAUGUGGUGCUAUCAUCAAAGCAAACUUAUGGAAUAACAUAGGAGUAGAAAAUAAAAAAGAAAUAUUGCAGAUUCUUUUAAAUGCCUGCAAGGAGAGAAGCUAUUUAGGGUUAUUUGGAUACAGCUUUAUUGUAGAACUUUUGAAUUUGGUACCUGAAAUUGGGACAGAUUCAGAAUUCAUAAUGCAAAUUCAAAACGAAGUGGCAAAACCAUGGGCCGAACAAACUUUGGAUUCACUCUAUUUGUUAAUAAAACUCAGAUCAGCCAGUCCUAAAAUUUUCAAUAAGAAAUUUGUAAAAAAAUCUUUGGAAACACCUGAAAUAAUUUGCGAAGAAAGCUUGGAAAAUUUAUGCAAUAUCCUUAUGACAAUUCCAAGAGUAACAUCAUUAAAACAUCCAAUUUAUGAUGUCAUAGUAGAUUAUCUAAAUCCUACUAUACUGCCAAGUUUCUUCAAUGAACUAGACAAUCACUUGAAAACUCCUAACCGUAACCGGCUUCUAGUAUUCAUAAAAAUAUUAACCAACACCUUAAUGCAAACUAUAAAAUCUGAAGAAUAUUUUAGUCAAAUAGCAGCAUUAUUCACAAGAAACUUCAUAAUACAACUACUUGGAUAUUUUAGAACAUUCAAAGGCAAACAGAAAGACAAAGAAUAUCAUGAUGCCAUACAAAAACUAUUCACAAAACUGGUAGAACUUUUCAACAAAGAAACUAUAAAAUCAACAGUUAAAAUUGCAAUAAUCAAAAAACUGCUAUUUGAUCCAGGAACUUUUGUCUUUGAAAAAGUAACUAAAAGCAAAGUAGUUCAGCAAAUAACUUUAAGUUUAGACUCACAAGGAGUGAACGAUUUAGCCUUAGUCUAUCGAGGGGUUGCCGAUGGAACUGAAACCAUUAAUUCUGAAAACGAAAGUGAAACUUGGCUGAAUAAUGACAGGCUAUACAGUGCUCAUUUGCUCAUUAAAUUGCUGAGUUUACCUGCUAUGAGACAAGAAAGCGAUUGGAAAGUUGAUCAGUUGAGGUUUUUGAUGGAAAUUUCAUUGCUCAGGCAAUCGAGUGGGAUGAAUGUUGGAAGAGAAUUGGCAGAAUCCUUAAAAACAGCAUUCUUUGGCGCUCUAGACCUAAAACUAUCAAAACUAGAAGACUUGCACUUGAUCCUGUUCAAACUGGUACAAUCAUUGGAUGAAAAGAUUAACACUGAAAACCUGGAAAUCCUUUUGAGAACGCCAGUCACUAACGAAACAUAUGAGUUGUGGCAGAAAACCCUCAAAACCGUAAAGAAAAUUGAGAAAAAGCAAAAAAAGAGCGGCAUAACUUCGGUAUUUUUAACAUUAUUUUUACACAUGGGUCUACAAUUGUUCAACGAUGUCAAAUUGGCUACAGAUUCUUUAAAUGAAUUGUUUAGUUGUUAUGAAAGAGUGAAAAAAGAUAAGAAAGCCAAACACGCCUUGGAUAAUACAGUCCUAGAAAAAUCCCUUGUAGAAUCCGAAGAUGAUCCUUAUUGGGUUGAAGUAGUAGUUGAUUUAUUUUUGAAUCUUCUAUCCCACAAUUCACAUCUUUUGCGAAGCAUUAUCAGUAGUGUCUUUCCUCAUUUAUGCAAAUAUAUGACUUCUAGUACAAUUAGUCAAAUAUUAAGCGUUUUAGAUUCUAAAGACGAUGAAAAUCCUUUGUCCAAAAAUGAUGAUGCAAGUUCUGAAUCAGAGGAUGAUGAACAGGAUGAAUCAGGUUCUGAGGAGGAGUCUGACCAAGAAGAAAAUGGUGAAGAUGUUGAAGCAGAAGAAGAUGAUGAUGAUGAUGAUGAAUCUGAUGAUGACACAGCUAGAGGGAAACUAAGAAUGGCUCUACACCAAGCUUUAUCAAACGGUACAAAUGAAUCAGAUGAUGAAAGUAUAGAUUUGGAUCAAAUGAGUGAUACAGAAGGUGAAAAACUUGACAAGGCCCUUGCAGAAGCUUUCAGACAAUUUAGACCAAAUCAUGGUAAAAGAAAGAAGCAAACUAAAGACCAAGAAACUUUAACACAUUUCAGAGUAAGGGUACUGGAUUUAAUUGAAAUUUAUUUAGACUCGAACCCAUCUAUGCUACUAGCUUUGGAAAUUAUGUUGCCUCUACUUCAAGCAGUUGAAUUUAGUAUUAGAGACGAACAUCAAAAACCAUUAAAUGAUAGAUUAAAAAGUAUUCUGAAGAAAUUGUUGGGUUUGAAAAAGUUUACUGAUAUUGAAGGUGUUACUGAUGGUGUUUUAGUUGAUUUGUUGAAAAGUCUGUUAGAUAAAGGCAAUAAAAACGUUUUGAUAGUCCAAGAAAUGGGAGAGCAAAUUUCAGAUUGUUGCAUUUUUGUUGUAAAAUGUUCAGACAUGCUAAGAAAUGUUGAAGCGACUCCAUCAAAAACUAAAAAGCAUUUAAAAAAUAAAAUUUUGGAAGUUAUUUGUGGGGAAUUGCAUCAGUUUUUCACUCAGAGGGACUCGAUGACUCCCUAUGUACUUUUUAAAAGUCUUUUGCAACUUACCUGGGAAGGAAAUAUGGGCUUGGCAAGUAUUUUAUUAGAUUUCACGUUUAGUUCUGAAAUAAGACAAUUCAAGAAAAACCAAGUGACGGAAUUGUUGAAAAUCUUUUAUUCAAAUCAAAGAUUUUUUAGUCAAUUUAAGAAAAAAGUUGAUAGUAAAAUGGUGGAAGCACACAAGACAUUUUCUUCUAAUGUAAUAAAUUUUUUUAAAGAAUUAUGUGAAGAACCUGAUAAGAGACACAUUAAAGAAAGAUUUAUUUGUAAUUUUUUCACUUUACUUAGCGCCAUGAAAAAUAGCCCAAUGGAGCAAAACAAUAUUUCUUGGUCAGAAAUUGCUACAAAUAUUCGAGAAUACCGAAGUUUUAAGUCAUUUUCCAAAGACGCAAAAAUGGCUUUCAAUAAACUAUGCAGAGUUUUAAAAGUUUCAAAUAUUGUUGCCAUGAAGCAAAAUGUCACUAAACUUGCUACACUGAUUGACAAUGAAGAUGAAGUAGUUUCAAAGGAUGAAGAGAACCAACCCAAAAAGAAACAGAAAAGGAAAAGUAAUGAGACAUUAAAAUUGAAAAAAGAGGCUAAAGAAUUGAGAUUGAAUAGUCUUAGUAAAGGGUUGGGGCAAGUUGAUUUUGAGGAAGCUGUGGAAAUAAAUAUUUCUGAUAUUGAUAGUUCUGCAGAGGAAUCGAAUAAAACAGUCAAAGAUGGGUCAGAUGAAGAGCAGAGUAGCCAUUCAACAAAGAAGAAAAAGAAAAGGAAAACUAGUGAGCAAAUAGAUGGCAAAAACAUACAAAUAAAUGGAUCAAUGGAAGAAUCAAAGCAACAAGAAGGUGAUUCUGCAAACAAAAAGAAGAAGAGGAAAAUGAGCGAGCAAAUAAAUGGUGAACAUAUUAAAUUGAAUAAUUCAGAAUUAAAUAAUGAACAAGAAAGUUACUCUACAAAGAAAAAGAAGAAAAGCAAAACUAGUGAGCAAACAAAUGGGGAUAAUGUCCAAGUAAAUGGUUUACCAGAAAAACCUAUAAAAAAUAAAAAAUUGUUGAAAGAUGGCCUAAAUAUGUCUGUUAAUGAUGCAAACCUAAAUAAAAAGAAGAGAGUAUCAGAAGGGGAGAGUUUUAAGGGAAGAAGAAAGAGUAUAAUGUGAAUAUUUUUAUUUUUAGUUUUUUUUUCAAUAAAUUUGACAUUGAAUAUAAUUGUUUUUUAUAUUUUUAUUUCAUCAAUGACUCAGGUUCAG